Messenger RNA from Armigeres subalbatus, 4496 nucleotides. RefSeq lists its product as uncharacterized. The record is from RefSeq and is a predicted model, not a curated record. NCBI's taxonomy places the organism in Eukaryota, Metazoa, Arthropoda, Insecta, Diptera, Culicidae. The coding region runs from base 453 to 4496 and encodes 1347 amino acids. The transcript has 3 exons.
UGGAAGUGAGGCUACUGGCUAUUCCCUCGAUCAACCAUCGCUGUAAGGAAUGUUGAGCAAACGUCAAACGCGAAGAGGGACAAGAAAAAAGUAGCGUGCAAGCACUUCACGUUUGAGUUCGUUUCCUAGAUAUACAUGUUUAAAUUCGUAAUAAUUUGCUAUUCUAAUUAAUUAUAAGUAUACUAUUUCACAUAAUCUUUGUGCCGUAGAGUUUGUAAUUCCACCCUUAGGCCGGCGAACAUAACCUCGAUUCCCACCCACAAGUUACGAUAAACACUGAAAUGUAAGCAAAUUUAUAUCGCUGAUGCUAAUACUAACGAUAAAUAUAAUUUCAGCUUUGAAGCUGUCCAAUUGGCAACUACAAGACGGUGUUUGAAUCGAGUAUCCGCUCCGGGUUCGUUAACAAACUUCAAAGAUUUCAUUCCAGAGUAGGAUUGAAAAGAAACGGAACUAUGCAAGAUUCAUCGGACAGUAGGCACUGCAAGAAGUGCACUAAGCCGGAUGAGGCCGACAAUAUGGUCGGGUGCGACGCCUGCGAUGCGUGGGAGCACUAUGGAUGUGCCGGCGUAUCAGACUCGAUAGCCGACUCCAACCGUUCAUGGAAAUGUGAAAGCUGCAAACGUCCAGCACAAAUAACAUCCGCCCCAGAAUCGUCAGUAUCCGCGUACACAUCCGCGUCAAGUAAAAAGUCCCGCCAGGCUCAACUAAGACUUGAACUGUUAGAACAGCAGAAUCAAGUAAGAAUGAGGAAGCUGGAGGAGGAAGAGAGAUAUUUGAAGGAAAAGUUUGAAAUAUUGAUGCAGUUUGAAGAAGAGGAUGAGAUAAUCAGCAAUAGGAGCAAAGUAAGUGCGCGGUCAAAACAAGAAAGAUUGGAGAACUGGUUGAGGCAGGAUAAUACCCCCAUCUCGGACGGUGAGUACGAAAUCCCACACGGAGUAGAGAAAGGGAGAGGAGAUCCUGAAAUUCUCAAAUCUGUCAUCGAAGAACAACCUGUGGCAAUUCCUGCCUUGGAAAUAAAGUCAGUUCCAAGGAAGUUGGAAAAUCGAGUCCCUAUCGAAAGUACACUGAAGGUUGUUCCUACUCCAACUCCACGGAAGACCACAACAAUAAUCACAUCCCGGACUAGUAAUACAUACCCAACAGUGCCAGCGUUUGGUAGUGCGACAGUACCUACGGUACAAUACUUCGGGCACCUUCCUUCCAACAAAAUAUUAAAGCCUAGCGAGCCGAGCACGAAUGUUUGGAAUGUGUCGUCAACAGAAACUGUAGAACCAGCGGUCUGCAAAAAUACCACACUGAAGAUUUCUACGGUACCAACUGGAGUGGAAACGAGCGGGUCACACCAAAAUAAGUUCCAGAGAAGUAAUCAUCAAAUGCCAGAGCUUGAUCCGAUCAGCUUCAGUCAAGGUUGCCAAAAAACUAGUGGACCAUUCACAGCAGAUUCGAGACCACAGUUCCCAAGCCCAGGCCUAAAACCAGAGAACUAUCAUUUGGAGCCGGUAGCAUCUGGACCAACAACGUCUCAACUUGCAGCUCGACAAGUCAUGCCGAAGGACUUACCAAUCUUCUCCGGUGACCCCGAAGAUUGGCCUAUGUUCUACAGUAGUUUUAAAAACUCCACCCAAGUAUGUGGCUACAGUGAUGCCGAAAACCUGGCCAGGCUCCAGCGAUGCCUUCGUGGAAGUGCACUAGAUUCAGUCAGAAGUCGUUUGCUACUUCCUUCCUCAGUAGGCAGCGUGAUUUCGACACUUCAAAUGCUAUACGGCCGACCAGAAAUUCUCAUCAACUCACUCCUAAGACGUGUGCGGUCCACUCAAGCUCCGAAAGCGGAUAAUUUGAAGUCAAUAGUUGACUACGGACUGGCAGUGCAAAACCUCAUAGAUCAUAUGAUCAUUUCGCAACAACAAAAUCACCUGGAAAAUCCGCUACUGCUCAAUGAGCUAGUGGAAAAACUUCCUACCAACUUCAAGCUACAGUGGAGUAGCUACAAACAAGGGCAGGUGAACAUUAAUUUGGCAACGUUUAAUGGCUUCGUAUCAAACCUGGUAUAUCUGGCAUCUGAUCUGCUAGUUACCUCAGAUUCAUACCAUACUAAUCUUAAAGGACAUCGUUCGGAAAAACAGAAGGAAAAGUUAUUCGUACACGCACAAGAUCCGACGCACGAAUCCGAUGACGAAGCACAGAGCUCAGGAACAACUUCUCAGGAUCGGUUAAACAAACCCUGUUCUUAUUGCGACGUAAAUGGACACUACAUAGUCAACUGUCAACCCUUCAAAACUUUAACUGUCGAUGCUCGCUGGAAAGCCAUUCGCUCGAAGAAUCUAUGCAGAACGUGUCUGGUUCCUCACCGAAGAUGGCCAUGUAGGUCAAAAAGGGAAUGUGAACUUGAAGGCUGUCGAGCGCGCCACCAUCAACUCCUGCAUGCGCCGCAGCUGGACCCGGUCGCUACUGCUACAAGUAGCGAUAUGCCAGUUCAUCAGAACCACCACCAAAGUCAUUCCAUUUCUCUUUUUCGGUACCUACCUGUAAAGCUGUUCGCAAACGGAAAAGUGGUAAAAAUAUUCGCCUUUCUGGACGAAGGUUCAAGUUCAACUCUCUUAGAAGCAGAAGUCGCAAAGCAGCUGGAUAUGGAUGGACCAUCAUCGUCGCUUUGGCUUUCCUGGACUGGGAAUAUCUCGAGGGAAGAGAAAGGGUCAAAAUGUGUAAGCCUAACGAUUGCCGGAGAAAGAUCGCUGCAAAAAUAUACCAUCGACAAUGUCUUAACAGUGGACGAAUUAAAUUUGCCGAAGCAGUCUUUCAAUUACGAAAGUCUUGCUACUCAACAUCCGCAUAUGGUCGGGCUUCCACUACAAAGUUAUUCGAAUGUCGUUCCCCGUAUGAUUAUCGGAUUGGAGCAUGCACGUCUUCUGACUUCACUAAAAACACGAGAAGGGCCACAUGAAGGGCCUGUGGUAGUUAAGACCAGACUGGGGUGGUGCGCGUUCGGAAAGGAAUCCGGUAUGACACACAUAUCAGAGCAGCUCAAUUUCCACAACACUGUAACUAAUCAGUCGCUACAUGAUAUCAUGAAAUGUUACUUCGCAGUAGAAGAAAGUGCCGUGUCAUUGAGGCCCGAGGCCGAAGAAGACAAGCGUGCAUUACACAUUCUACAAAAGACUACAGUACGUCAAGGAAAUCGAUAUGAAACGGGUUUGUUAUGGAGAAUCGACAAUCCAACAUUUCCUGACAGCCUGUCGAUGGCUAAAAGCCGUUUGAAAUCCCUAGAAAAACGAAUGCAAUGCGAUCCGGAACUAGCAGCUAACGUGCAGGGGCAGAUCGAUAGCUACGUACGGAAAGGUUAUGCACAUAAAGCGACUCCGGAAGAGCUCCAGCGAACAGAUGCUCGACAUGUAUGGUAUCUUCCACUGGGCGUUGUAGUAAGCCCGAAAAAACCCGAGAAAAUCAGACUAAUCUGGGAUGCAGCCGCAAAGGUGCAGGGAGUUAGCCUCAACGAUCUUCUACUAAAAGGACCUGAUCUACACGUGUCCUUGAUAACGGUGAUACUCAGAUUCCGGGAACGAAAUAUCGCAGUAUGUGGAGACAUCUGCGAAAUGUUCCACCAAAUCAGGAUUAGGGCAGAGGACAGACAGUACCAACGGUUUCUAUGGAGAAGUAACUCGACGGAAGAUAUCGACGUGUAUGUAAUGGAUGUUGCCACGUUUGGCGCUACGUGCUCACCAUGCUCGGCUCAGUACAUAAAAAAUAAAAACGCCGAAGAGCAUUCCAAGGUCUACCCGAGAGCAGCGAGAGCUAUCACAGAAAACCAUUAUGUGGACGAUUUUCUCGAUAGCACUGAUACGGUGGAAGAAGCUGUACAGUUAGUAGAACAGGUGAAAGCUAUUCAUGCAUCGGCAGGAUUUGAAAUAAAGAAAUUUAAGUCAAACUACUCGGAAGUCCUCAAUACUAUCGGCGAAACAGAUACUUCGACUGGAAAACCGAUCAACGCAGACAAACAGGGAUCAACCGACCGUGUACUGGGACUAGUGUGGGACCCCGUUAAAGAUACUUUCACGUUCGAUGUCUCCUGUUUAAAUAAUCAAUCACUGCUCAACGGAUGUAUUACUCCUACGAAAAGACAAGUGCUCCAACUUAUCAUGAGGCUGUUCGACCCCUUGGGAUUAAUUUCUCAUUAUAUUGUUCACGGGAAAAUAAUAAUGCAAGAGAUCUGGAGGAGUGGGACGAAUUGGGACGAGCCGAUUGCCGAGAGUUUGUUGGACAUGUGGUUUCGAUGGGUAGAAUUACUACCACAAAUCAAUGAAGUACAGGUGCCAAGGUGUUUCUUUGGCGAUACAUCAUCCAACUCGCUGCAGGAAUUACAAGUACAUGUAUUUGUGGAUGCAAGCGGCUAUGAUUGGUUCUCGUCUAAUACAAUCCAUCUGCACUUCCAUGACGCUUCCGAUUACCAAACGAUAUUUGUGGACAGACUCCAGCACUGUGUUGGCAUGGCUCCGCUCUGA